Messenger RNA from Aspergillus melleus, 2063 nucleotides. It is a transcript of the gene atg5, whose product is annotated as autophagy protein 5. Gene Ontology annotation, biological process: nucleophagy; autophagy of mitochondrion; autophagosome assembly. The coding region runs from base 226 to 1179 and encodes 317 amino acids. Gene Ontology annotation, cellular component: cytoplasm; phagophore assembly site membrane; Atg12-Atg5-Atg16 complex. The record is from RefSeq and is a predicted model, not a curated record. NCBI's taxonomy places the organism in Eukaryota, Fungi, Ascomycota, Eurotiomycetes, Eurotiales, Aspergillaceae. The transcript is spliced from 4 exons.
CCUCAUACUUACACCCUGUAAACAGAUUGAAUAUAUGAGAUUUCCUGUCCCGCCGAAACGCCCCAUGAGCUUGUAGAGGAAGCGCCCUCUGAUCAUGCUGCCGAGGGGUAGCGCCGUUGUCUCCAACUCCCGCUUGCAUUUGUAGUUCCACGACGAUCAUCGCUUUGAAUUGCUUGAAAACACUGUCACUCAUAUCGAGAUCCCUCGGCGUCAAUCACACACGUCAUGGAGAACUCAGCCACUCUAAAUGACAUUCAAAAAGCCGUCUGGGACGGCAGGCUGCCGUUACAAAUAACCCUGGCCCCAGACGAGAGUCGUACAUAUGACCAGACAGACCCAUAUCUCAUCUCUUAUCCACGCAUCUCAUAUUUGAAUUUCUUACUGCCGAGAUUGAAAGCCUUCUUUUCGAGCUCUUUGAUAGAGUCCAACGUUGAACAUCACGUAGGGUGGCUCUCGUUUGAAGGCGUCCCACUCAAGUGGCAUCUCCCUGCCGGCUUGCUGUAUGACCUGUACGCGGGAGCGGAUCCGGCGUCUCGGGGGAGUAGAUCCGAUGACGUGGAUUCGAACGACGAAUAUCUUCCUUGGAGGCUGGUGGUGCAUUUCACUGCAUGGCCGAGCGGGGAGCUCGUCAAAUUAGAUGGCAGCGGAGGUGUCAUGCACGAUGCGUUUAUCAACAGCGUCAAGGAGGCGGAUUUCCUGCGUAACGGGAACGCCAAGGGCAUCAUGAGUCUUUCGAAGGAGGAUUCUUCGGGCUUGUGGGAUUCUGUUCAGGACGUGAACCUGUCCUCUUUCCAACGCAUCUCCAGCAUUCUUCUCCCCCCUCCCUCUCAACCUUUCCGCAACAUCCCCAUUCGACUCUUCCUCCCGCUUCCCCCGGACUCAAGCUCCCCCUCGUUGAAAGUCGUCCAGUCGCUCGUGCCUCCUACUCUCCCGGCCGGCAGCGUAGCGGCCAGCCAAGCGACUCUCUCCCGCGGUAGCCCGGCCCCACAGACCCAGACAGUAGGCACCGCGUUGAAUUCUCUCCUUCCGCAUCUUUUCCCCAGUCGCAGGACCCCUGUGCUCGCGAAACCGGUACUGCAUGGCGCAGCGGUGCCUAUGUCUACGCCCGUUGAGGAGUUAGUGAGGAGUUCGAUGUACGCGGAUGGAUGGCUCUAUAUUGUGAUUCGGAUGAUGGGAUGAUUGGCCUGGUAUAGCUACUACGUAACUGUCUGUCUGCAUGUAGCGGUUUCACUUUUACUCUUGGGGAGUUGCAUCUUGAGAAUGAUUCUGGUUUAUACGAUUGGUAGCAUGGUAUAUACAGGAUAUGUCAACGCUCCACUUCUGUGGAUUGUUUAUACCAGAAUUAUCAGAAAUUCAAUUAGACAUUGGACAUAAUUUGCAAGUACAUGGGUAUCAUGGCCGAUUCGAUCUUCCAAUUGCGGCGACUUGAACGCUUCCUGAUCUUUUAAAGGUACCAACAACUCGGCCAACUCAGACAUAGGUUGACCUCUUUUAAUAACACAUAGAACAAACCGCCAAUUCGGCCUGCACUGUCAUCUUGAUAUUUGCGUAAAGCCCAAAUUCCAAGUCCACUUCCUCAACUUUCUCUUUCUAACAUUUGUCCACGGCGACUAGAAGCUGGUCACAAUCACCUAAACUAGGGAAGUCGGCGACGACCUCGACCACAUGCAUGACAAAGGGGACUUGCGCACUGAUCGCUUGGAGACUGCCAUAGGACGUCGAGCAGGCAGCGAAGACAGCUAGUCACGUAUUCAUUGAGCAGGCAACAACCUUGGGGUAUGGCCUACUUUGUUGGCGAUUAAUUCUCCCCAGUUCUGUUUCUUCCUGGGCUCAAAUGUCCGGAAUGUUUUGGCCUCACUUGUAGGAGGUACACUGUUCGAAAGGAAGACACUUGCGAGUAAGCGUGUCCACUUCACGCACGGCGUAUUCAUUCUCGGUCAUGAAGGUAAACUAUAUCUCAAUUGCUGAUAAUCGCCUCUAGGAAAGUCUGGAGACACAUUAUAGCCGUGCACUUUAGGUUUCUGCGGAACAACGCUCCAAAUGGCAGAGUUGAUGCCCUCCAA